CCAGAAACCAAAGUAGGGACAUCAUCAUCAUCAGAAACCUGGAAAUUGUCCCUUUCCCGAUUGUAGUACCAGGUCCUAUCUACGUUUCCUUGGACAUCGAGUUUACACAAGCACUAAACCGGAACCUGAGUGUUGAAGUCAUCAUCCGUAAAAGGGUUCUAUCGAGAUGGACACGUCUUCCUUGCAACAACCGGUUACCAUG
Candidula unifasciata is the source of this 202-nucleotide messenger RNA. The record is from the annotation of a GenBank genome assembly. Lineage: Eukaryota; Metazoa; Mollusca; Gastropoda; Stylommatophora; Geomitridae.